GAUUAAUCGAUUUGAGUGAAAUAUAUAGAAAGAAUGAACACUGGUUCGGGCGGUGGUCGAAGAAUGGCAACAAAUAUCAAUGGUGUACGACAAAAUAAUAAUUCCAAAAAAUUUAUUAGCUCAUUUCGUCGUUUGAAACAAGAUUAUAUGAUGAUUAUGAAAGAUCCAGUACCGUACGUUACGGUAGCACCAUUACAAAAUGAUAUUCUUGAAUGGCAUUAUGUGAUUCAUGGACCAGAAAAUACUGUUUAUCAAGGUGGCAUUUAUCAUGGCAAACUUAAAUUUCCAAUUGAAUAUCCUUUUCGACCACCAUCCAUUUAUAUGAUAACACCGAGUGGCCGUUUUAAGACCAACACUCGAUUAUGUUUAAGUUUUUCGGAUUUUCAUCCGGAUACCUGGAAUCCAACAUGGAGUCUAUCCACAAUACUUACCGGUUUAUUAAGUUUUAUGUUAGAAGAACAUAAUGCUGUUGGUUCGUUACAAGCAUCGGACAGUGUACGACGAUCUUAUGCAAGGAAAAGUUUACAAUUUAAUCGUAAUGAUGCAACUUUUGUUGAAUUGUUUCCCGAUAUUGCUUAUGAAAUUACAUGCAAAUUGGAACGUGCAAAAGAAUUAGAAGCAGCCAACCAAAAACAAACAAACAAAAAUAGUCAAGAAUCAAACAAUUUGGCAAAUAAAAAUGGUUCAACAACGAAUGAUCAAUCAGAAUAUGAUCGUUUUAAUCGUUUUGUAUGGUCAUGUAUUUAUAAUUUGAUUGCAUUAUUUAUAGUGAUUUUAUUCGCCUACAUUGUACAAUGGGUUCUAUCUGAAUAUAAUCAUUGAUUUUUGUUAAAUAUC
Molecule: messenger RNA, 837 nt
Organism: Dermatophagoides pteronyssinus (European house dust mite)
Lineage: Eukaryota; Metazoa; Arthropoda; Arachnida; Sarcoptiformes; Pyroglyphidae
Product: ubiquitin-conjugating enzyme E2 J2-like
Source: RefSeq, a predicted model, not a curated record